Molecule: messenger RNA, 1187 nt
Organism: Athalia rosae (coleseed sawfly)
Lineage: Eukaryota; Metazoa; Arthropoda; Insecta; Hymenoptera; Athaliidae
Product: general odorant-binding protein 83a-like
Exons: 7
Coding region: 102-512 (136 amino acids)
Molecular function (GO): odorant binding
Source: RefSeq, a predicted model, not a curated record
AGGAAAUAAUUCAGGUAAAGUCUUAUUGAGGGCAGCAUCGCAACUUGACACACUGUUCAACGAUUUAGAAGAAAUCUCUCAGUUUUUAGGUCAGCUAAAGAAUGUCAAACUUCGUUUUCUGUGUUUUCAUUGUAUCAAUAUUCUUUUUCGACAAAUCACUGGCGUUGAGCGACGAGGUGCAAGAAAUGGUGAAAAUGUUGCACGAUUCGUGUGUCGAAGAAACGGGCGUCACGGAAGCUUUGAUAGACGGCGCCAGAACUGGCAAUUUUGCGGAAGAUAACAGUUUGAAGUGCUACAUGAAGUGCCUAAUGAUGCAACUGUCAGCCUUGACCGAUGACGGAGAUAUCGACGUAGAAACAGUCAUUUCAAUGUUACCGGACGAAAUGAAGGCAGAUGGUGAACCAAUAAUACGAGCUUGCGGUACUGUCAAGGGAGCUGAUGAAUGCGACACCGUUUUCUUGACCCAAAAGUGCUAUUAUCAGCAGAGCCCAACAAAAUACUUCUUGAUAUAAUUUGGUCUCCACUGAAUCUGGAUAGUCUGUAGACCGGAUACAUUUGGAACGAUGAAAUUCAACACAUAUGAGAUUCACAGAAUAAUUAUUGCACCUUUCUCACAUUUUUUUUUCAGUCGCAGAGGGCUACAGUUCGCGAUAUAGUACCACUAAUAAAAUUCAAAACCCUUAUUUCAACAUAUUUAUACGCAAAAAGAAUUAUGUGGCAUAAGAAACAAAAAAAAAUACACAUAUAAAAUUUUUCUGAAGAAAUCAACAUAUGUCACGAGUUUUCUUAGAACACUGCGACAAUACUAUAUAGGUAAGAAGUGAUUUACCGAGAACACAGCUUCUUGUGGAUAAUUUUAAAAGUUCCACUGUAAUUAUCGAGAAGGAAAACGAAACCACUUCGAUGUUAACAUAAAUGCAAUACCUCCGGUCUAUCAGUACCCAUGGUACUUCUGUCGGCAGUCAAUAACUCAUCGUUCAUAUCAUUCUAUGAAGGUGUUAAAGUUAAGUUUAUACUGGCUAACGAUUGAUUUAACGUGUAAUAUAACUCAUAGGUGUUAUAAAUUAUAAAAUAUCCUAUGAAAUUAAAAUUUUAAUUUCGUAGCUCUUGUUGGUGGUUGAACAUAAGCGGUACCGUAGUAAACCAAUGAUGUGUAUUAUAGUAAAAUACGAUAUGCUUAUAACGAA